This is a messenger RNA of Candidula unifasciata, 2658 nucleotides long. NCBI's taxonomy places the organism in Eukaryota, Metazoa, Mollusca, Gastropoda, Stylommatophora, Geomitridae. The record is from the annotation of a GenBank genome assembly.
AUGGAGCCAGUUAUCUUGUUCACCUCACCUCCAAAUUUUGAAGAACUGUGUGGUGUAACAGUUCUAGUGAAACCAUCUGUCCAGCCCCAGCUGGUAUCUUUACAACCACACAUCACUAAAUGUCGGGAAAUUAUAUUUACAGAACCUGAUGUGAUUGCAAGCCCUUCAUGUGAUUUAGAUGCCUGUUUUAACAUUGUAAUGCAACAAAGCCUUUUCAAGAGCGGACGAGUACAAGCAAGACUUCAAAAGCUGGGAUGCCAGCUGAGCAAACCUUACAGAGUCCUGCCCUCUUUAUAUCAAGCCUGUCUGCACUAUACAAUGUUAGCAAGAUUGGCACCAGUAUGGAACAAAGCAGGGGACUGGUUGCUUCAGGGUCGUGACUUUCUGAUGCACACAGGAUAUACAAAUGCAAUAAAAAUGAGAUUAUGUGUCAACAAAGAUGAAAUGUUUGUAUCUGUGUGUGGCACUGUGGUCAGGUUUCCACCCCUGCAGGUGGAAGAUCUCUGUCUGAGUCAGCAAGAAAUGUUACAGAUUGUGAAAUCUACCGAAGAUGGAGUCAGUGAGGUUAUGUUAGCUGACUGUUGGUGUCAUGUUCUACCCAGCAUGAAGAGGGGCAGGAUCAUCAGUGUGUCUCUGAAUAUUUCAAGGCAAAGUCCCUUCACCUGUUACAGAGAUCUGCAGCGAUACUGGAAAAAUAUGUAUGGGUAUAGACUGCCUGAUACGGAUGAAGAUAUUCUGUACUGCCAAGUUUGUUUCCUGCCUUCAGGUGGGGGCAAACAUUUUACCUAUCCCAAUGUGUGUCUGAGAGCAGGACCUAUGCAAAUGGUUCAAAGAGUGGACCCUAAACCUAUUCUAACCACUUUCCUGCAGGAUGUUCAUGGCAGAGUAGGGGCAGUAUGUGGCAGCCCUCUCAGGUUUCAGCCAAAAAUCUCCUUUGCUUGUCCAUCUUUGCAUGUUGCAGGAGAGGAGACAAGAAGAGUAAGUUUAUCAGCGAAGCCUGUCAGCAAGCCAGUUGCCCCAGUAAGAAGUCAGCAAUCAAUAUCACAUCUGUUUAACAUCACAAACACUGACAGACAAGCUUCUCUUAAAGAAAAACUAUAUAAACAGACAAAUGAGAUGGCAAAAGAAGACAUGGGACUUGUUAAUGCAACACAGGCAGAAAUAAGACUUAUACAUGAAAAUGAGAAACAAGUCCAAGAGUAUCAUGAUAAAGAUGAUUCCAACUCAUAUACUGUUAGACAGUUAAUAAAUAUUGACAAAAAAGCUCCAGCUAGAGAAAAACUAUAUGAACAAAAAACUGAGAAACCAAAAGAAGAUAUGAACUUUGUUAAUGUAUCACAGACAGAAAAAGGACAAGAAAAUGAAAAAAGAGUUCAAGAGAAUCAUGCUAAAGAGGAGACAGAAAGGAGACUUACACAGGAGAAUGAGAAACAAGUUCAAGAGUGUCAAGAUAAUGAUGAUCUCAACUUAUAUACAGUAGGAAAGAAAGCAGAAAACCAAAUUAUAACACAGAAGAAUGGCACAGAAAAUACCAUUUACCAUUCACAACCUAACACUUCAGUAGACCAGAAGUAUAAUUCAUUGUUACAAAAACAGAUGACAAACUCUGAUAACAGUGGAAAGCAUAAUAAUACACAACCUGUAGUGGCCAACAAAUUUGUUCCACACUUCAGACCCAAACCAAAAUGUCAUGUAGACAAAAAACAAUUUACUUCUGAAAAUUUUCAUUGUAUCAUCCCAAAAGAAACCAGCUUUAAACCUGUAUUCAAACCGUGUCUUUCAAAGGCAACAUCAAGCAAGAAAGACAAAACGGUAGCACAGAGUUCAGGAACAAACAUUGCCAUAAUUCAGUCACCUUCAUCUAAGUUACGCUUGGCCACAAAUAAGACAAGUAAUACACCAGCGAAGGAACAGGACUCACCACAGCUUACAUUUUCUGUCUCAGUUCCUCAUUUUAGAAACAAUUUGAAACAGAAGUCUCUUAAAUGUGCUCAGACAAAGCCAGCUUUAUCAAAAACAGUUAGUUCUUCUGUUAUUGAUUUGAAAACAGUUGCAGAAAAGACAAAACAGUGCAACCCAAGAAGUAUGAUGAAAUCAACAACUAAUUCUGAUCUAAGCUUGUCAGCUCAGAGACCUGACACCAUUCUAUUGCCACCAGUUUCAUCAGUAUCAAACACACCAAUUGCUCUUUUUGAUAGUAUUUCAAAAAUAGCAUCAGAGAGAAAAUCACAGCCAAGCCCUAGAAGCAUCAUGAAUUCACCAAGUUUUUGUGGCUUAGUCUUGCCAGCAGAAAGAUUGGAAAAUAUGUUACUGACACCAGCUCAUGGCAAUGCACGAGAGCCUCCCUCCACACCUGUGCUGUUAGGUAAAAGCAGUCAGGAGAGCAACGGAUGGUGUAAGAAUGGGUCUCAGGAUGCAAUGAAGAGGAAGAAAGUUACAGAGGGAGAAGAGACUCUUAAAAAGCCAAGAGUCAAGUCACAGGUACAGAAUUUAGAUGUGGAAGCCUUGGCCAGAUCAAAUCAGUUAGGGAAAGUCAACACAGUCACCUUAACAGCAUGGCUGAAGGACAGAGGUGUGAUCUGCCGAUCAAAGGACAAGAAGAAUGACCUUGUGGAUAAGGUUAAUAGCUAUAUAAGUGAUGGUAAACCAGCGGCUUAA